Malania oleifera is the source of this 1726-nucleotide messenger RNA. Its product is annotated as zinc finger protein WIP2-like. Gene Ontology annotation, cellular component: nucleus. Gene Ontology annotation, molecular function: DNA-binding transcription factor activity. The record is from RefSeq and is a predicted model, not a curated record. Lineage: Eukaryota; Viridiplantae; Streptophyta; Magnoliopsida; Santalales; Ximeniaceae. The transcript has 2 exons. Gene Ontology annotation, biological process: anatomical structure development; regulation of gene expression. The coding region runs from base 486 to 1547 and encodes 353 amino acids.
GCUCAGGUUGUUGGACAUAUUUGCUUCUUUCUUCUUCUUCUUUUUCUUUUUCUUUUAAGUUCUGUUCACACGCUGUUCAACAUUUAAGAAGCCAUAUAGCUGCUGCUGCUGAGCUUGUUCUUUCAAUUCCCAAUAUCAUCUUCUGCUUCUUUCUUCCCUCUCUGUAACCCAUUCCAUUUUCUCUUCUCUCUCUCUCUCUCUCUGAAAUCGUGUGAUCGAUCAGAGUGUCCCCCACCCCCAUCUCUCUGCUUUGGCAUAAAUUUCUCUCUUGUUUAGUCACAUUCCACAAGUGAUUUCCUGUUUCUCCCUUUUUCACUCAGUUGGGUUCACUUUAUCAACCUUGAUUUUCCUCUUCCUUUUUUUUUUUAAAAAAAAAUUUGGUGUUUUUGUUCAGUCUCUCCAUUUUUCAGCCUUUCUGCUAGUCACCAUCUUCAUUAUUUUUGCUCUCUCUCUCUCUCUCAAAAUAUUUCUCCCCUGGUUUAAUCAUGAACAAUCCCUAUUCCAGUUACUACACAGGAUGGUUCCACCAAUACUUCUCUAAUUCCUCAACCUCUUCUUCUUCUUCUUCUUCUUCAUCAUCAUCAUCAUACAACUACAACUCAUAUUACUCAUCAUCAGGCAACACCAUCAACAUCAACAACAGCUCUUUCAGCAUUGAUCAUCAAAUUCAUCCUCACCGCCAAUCCUCACCUCCCUCUCCACCUCUCAGGGAAGCUCUGCCUCUCCUCACCUUAAGCCCAGCAAGACAUCAUGAGUACCAUGUUGAAGAACAUCAUCCCUCCUGCACUACUUUUACUCAUCAACAAUCCUUCUUUUCUCCUUCUCCUUCUCCUUCUGCUGCUGCUGCUGAAGAUGACGACCAACAAGAUGUCACUGUGGCUCUGCACUUAGGGCUUCCUACCUCUUCUUCUGUUGUGGGUGUCCCAAAUCUCUCCUCAGCAGAUGAUGAUGACAAGGAUGAAGACCACCAAGUCACUGUUGCUGCUUCUGCCGCCACUGGACUCAACAAGGGUCAGUACUGGAUCCCUACCCCUGCCCAGAUUUUGAUUGGACCUACUCAGUUCUCUUGCCCUCUCUGCUUCAAAACCUUCAACAGAUACAACAACAUGCAGAUGCACAUGUGGGGGCAUGGAUCUCAGUACAGAAAAGGGCCAGAGUCUCUAAGAGGAACACAGCCCACGGCCAUGCUCAAGCUGCCAUGCUACUGCUGCGCACCAGGGUGCAGGAACAAUAUUGACCAUCCCAGAUCGAAGCCCCUGAAGGACUUCAGAACCCUUCAGACCCAUUAUAAGAGAAAGCACGGCAUCAAGCCCUUUGCGUGCCGAAAGUGCGGUAAGGCCUUCGCGGUCCGGGGCGAUUGGAGAACCCACGAGAAGAACUGUGGGAAGCUCUGGUAUUGCAUUUGUGGAUCCGAUUUCAAGCACAAGAGGUCCCUCAAAGAUCACAUUAAGGCUUUUGGACAUGGCCAUGCGUCUUAUGGCAUUGACUGUUUCGAAGAAGACGACGAACCAGCUUCCGAAGUUGAGCAAGAUAACGAACAUUCUUAGUGAUAUAUAUAUAUAUAAUCAUUGGUAAGGGGUCUUCAGUCGGGAAUUGAACCAUCUAAUAUUUUGAUAUGAUCUUGAUUAAUGAUUUACCCAGUUAUGUAUGCAUGGCCUGAUUGAUCGAACCCUGCGAUCGCUAGAGAUUUCAUAUAAAGAAUUAUUUGAACUUUGAGGGCCUUAAA